This is a messenger RNA of Vollenhovia emeryi, 9420 nucleotides long. Its product is annotated as probable chitinase 3. Gene Ontology annotation, cellular component: extracellular region. Gene Ontology annotation, molecular function: chitin binding; chitinase activity. The record is from RefSeq and is a predicted model, not a curated record. Gene Ontology annotation, biological process: carbohydrate metabolic process; chitin catabolic process. The transcript has 22 exons. Bases 1303 to 9396 code for a protein of 2697 amino acids. Lineage: Eukaryota; Metazoa; Arthropoda; Insecta; Hymenoptera; Formicidae.
AAGGCGUCCAUCUUAUAAUAUUGGGCCAAUAUUGGGAAUACUAGAUUUGCAUUAUAGAAGGGUAACGCUCGUGUUCUAUUUAAAAUAACAGUAAAAUAAAUAAGGGGUCCAAGAUUAACAAGCUUUCUCAGUUGGCAGAAUUGGAGAUGAUGAAAGCACCGCGUGCCGAAACGCGUCCGCAAUUCUAGAGUGUUAAAUGUAAUGAUAUGUAUAUUCAUUAGUAAAACAUCUUUAUCAAUUCUGUCAACCGAAAAAGCUCGUUAAUCUUAGAUUUGCAUUAUUUUGCAUUAUUUUGCAUUAUUUCUCAAUAUUGCGCCAAUAUAUUGCGCUACUAGGGUUCUUUCUCCGAGAUCCGCAUUUUUAACAGACGACACAAGUGCCGUGCGUUUUUGUCCUCGACUAAUUUAAACGCUGUAAAUUGUCCAAUGCCGCUUCUCAGAGACACAAUAGAGUAUACGGAGACUGGAAUAUAUAGAUGCUGGAAGCACCCCUAGUAGCACAGUGCAUUGACCGAACUUUGGUUAAACAUUGGCCCAAUAUUUGGUUGUUCCGGGCCAAUGUUUAAUCAAUGUUUGGUCCAUGCACUGUGCUACUAGAGACCCCAGAGAGAAACGACUCGUCUGACGCAUCGACGUCAAUUUGACGGUGUCGCUUCGACAUCAUUUUGACAUCGAUCGACGAUACAUUUCUCGCUGGGGUACAGAAAGUAAAAAUUUUCGAAAGAGCUCCAAUUCUCCAAAUAGUAAAAAAUCAAUAAAAAUGAUCCUGUUGUAUAUAAGCAUACUUAAAAAUCUAUUCAUUCCGAAGAAAAGCACAGGUAGGAAUUUAUAUUCAUUCCGUGACUCAUAAAUAUUCUAAAUGGGAUCGUUAUUGAAUUCGUUGCGUGCCGCAUAAGUAAUUGCCGGCUAUUGAGGGGCCUAACUGGAAAUCACAAUAAAUACCUAAGACACGCGCGCGGGUAGGAAAAGCAUUAAGGCGAUACGAGAGCGGACAAGAGUCUCUCCGCGCCUUCAAGGCCGUCUCUUUUUCGCGCCACGAUUCCUCGUGCUUGUCUUCCGAACGAUCGGGAUAUCUUGAAGGCGCAGGUAAUCAAACUGACGUACGUACUUCAGCAUGAAACGCAUUCCGAUGCGUGCCGCAGUCGCCUACGUCCUAGGCCGAGUACUCCGCGCACGAACCGGCUGCGUCCUUUAGAAGCCGUGCGUAAAAAUAGCGCAUUUUCGAGAGAAGACCUCUCCGCAAGCAGGUUCUCGGAGGGAUGCGCGUAAAAACUGUCAAUGCGAUUUGUCAUUUCAGCUAGCUAUGGCGGCUUGGAUUAUCUUAACUUGGCUGGCGAGUUUAUCGUCGGCCGUCCCCUCGAAUCGAGUACCGGUCCGAGAGAUCCUGCCUCCCCCGCCGCCGUGGGACCACCAGCAACAGCGCGGGCUCUUUCCCUCGUUCCGGAGAGAUGCCGUAGAAAGCUCGCCGAUUCCGCCGACCUCCGGUCGCCUGUCAAAUGAUUUAGAUUACGAUGAGUUCGGCUCGCACAGGUAUCCCCUGCGCGACGCGGUCGAAUCGUUGCCGGCCAACGUGCUGGACGCUAACUCGAAUCCGACAUUCCGAGACGACUUCGAGAGCGAGACUAGAUUGCCCUUGAGGGACGCAGUGGAGCAUCGCGAAGCGCCCUUUCUCGGCGUCGAUCUGGAUCACGAGUCGAUCUGGAUCGAGCCCGUGGCACCGCCGACCUUGCGAAGGACGCAGCAGAUCGUCGAGCCCAAAAUUGUCUGCCGCUUCAACUCCGAGGCCGUUCACAGAGCAGAACCGUUUUCUUUGUACCCGCGAAAUGUGCCCGAUUACAAGUGCACCCAUCUAGUAUACUCCACAGCUACCAUCGACAGAAGAAGCUCCAUCAUUCCCAAUGAUCCAGAGUACGACCGAGUUAAAGGCGGAUACAACGCUGCCACGGGGCUUCGCUUGAGGGAUCCAGCGUUGCGCGUGCUGAUAUCCAUCCAUCCGAGUCCGCAUCGCAGCCUGGCCAUCCAACGAAAUGCCAAUCUCUCGACUGACUUCCCGUUGCGGGAAUCCAUUCUCAAAUUCCUCGAGGAAUACCGCUUCGACGGUAUCGAGCUCGACUGGCCAACCGCCGCCCAGGACUGGCCGCAAUUCAAGAUUCUGCUGAAGCUGAUCGGCGCCCCAUUAGCUAGAAAGGGGUACACUCUCGCGGUGGCGCUGAAACCGGAAGACCCCGUGGAUCCAGAACUCGCGUCGAUCGUUGAUCUGAUAAUCCUGAAGAGCUGGCGGGACGUUCAGCCGGCUUGUUCCACUUGCGAGAGAACGGAGCAUCCCGUCCUCCAUCCGGGCCCCUUGAGUUUCAUCGUGCAAAAUGCGAGCAAGUGGGUCGAGCAAGUCGGCACCGAGCAACGGUCGAAGAUCGUUCUCGCUGUCCCGCUCUUCGGUCAGGGGUACACCGUCAAGUUCAGUAAUUUCACCAAAGUCGGCACGCCUACUCAGAAACCUGGCAAGGAGGGUGCUUAUACUAAAUGGCGCGAUGGAAAAUUAGCUUACUAUGAGGUGUGUGAGAAGUUAGAAAGAGGUUUGUGGAUCUCUGGCAGAGACGAGGAAGGACCGUACGUGAAGCGCGGCGACCAGUGGAUCGGCUACGAUGACCCUAUAUCUGUUAAAAUUAAAUCGGCAUUUGUCCGCGCGAUGGGACUCGGCGGGAUUUCGCUGUGGUCGCUGGAUCUAGAUGAUUUUCAGGGUAUCUGUGGAAAUCCUUGGCCGAUGCUAAACGCAGCAGUACGGUCCUUGGGACACUACGAGGACACUCCAACCAAGAAGUGUCCGAAGGAUGGUCUCUCCAGGGACCCAGAAAAUUGUUCCGCGUUUUAUUCCUGCGUCAAAGGAGUGCUGCAUCAUGGUCAUUGUGGGCACAAUCGGCUCUUUGAUUCGGUACAGGGACGCUGUGUGGCAUCCACUCUGGCGGUGGCCCCACAGAUCUGCAAGCUCAACGUUUUCGAUAAGAUUGUCAGUCAAAACACAUCAUCGACAACGUCGAAAAAGAUGUUGCAGCAGACCGGUCCGCGAGUAGCGUGUUACAUGACAUCCUGGGCACUGUAUCGCAAGGGAGACGGCAAGUUCGUGCCGGAAAACCUGGACUCGAGUCUUUGUACCGACAUUGUCUACGCCUUUGCCGGAUUGAAUCCCGAGACGUUGCUGGUGCAGCCGUUCGAUCCUUGGGCCGACGUCGAGAAUAAUCUAUACCAGCGAGUGACCUCGAUCAAAGGAUCGAGAAUAUUACUAGCCUUGGGCGGAUGGACCGACAGUUCCGGCGAUAAGUACUCUCGAUUGAUUAGCAGCAGCAUCGCCCGUCGUAAAUUUGUCAUCGCCACAGUAAACUUUUUGAAGAUGCACAACUUCGACGGUCUAUCGCUCGAGUGGAGCUACCCCAAGUGUUGGCAGAGCGACUGCAAGAAGGGCCCAGAUUCCGACAAGCCGAACUUCACUAAGCUGGUGCAGGAGCUGAGGGAGGAGUUUAACAAGCAGGAGCCGCCUCUUCUGCUGGCCGUUGCCCUGUCGGGCUACAAAGAGGUCAUUGACAAAGCGUACGAGGUGCGCAAGAUCUCGCAGGCUGUCGACUUCAUGUCGGUUAUGACGUACGAUUAUCACGGAGCGUGGGAAUCCAAGUUGGCACACAUAGCGCCGUUGUUCGGGUCACCAGGCGACAGCAAACCCUAUUACAACGUCAACUUCACCAUGGACUACCUCGUCGGUCUCGGUGCUGAGAAAUCCAAGCUUCUAGUCGGUAUCCCGCUGUAUGGGCAGUCCUACCGACUUUCGACGCCGAGCCAAGCCGAACUGGGUGAUCCCACGACCGGUCCCGGCAAGUCGGGGGAGUUCACUAAACAACCUGGAAUGUUGGCGUAUUAUGAGAUUUGCGAAAGGAUCAAGCGGCGCAAUUGGAAAGCAGGAGUUGGACCAAGCGCUCAUUUCGAGGAUCAGUGGGUAGGUUACGAAGAUCGGGAGAGUGUCUAUGCUAAAGGCAAAUAUAUCAUGGGGAAUGGCUAUGGCGGAGCUACAAUGUGGACCGUUGACCUGGACGAUUUUCAGAAUCUUUGUUGCUUAGAAUCGUAUCCUCUACUGAAAACCAUAAACCGUGCGCUAGGUCGCUUGUCGGCGUCCAUCUCGGAGAACUGCCAACGUCCACCGCAGCCGGUGACACCCCAAGCACCGACCCUAACUACUCACAGCGACGCCGCGGACGGUAAUCCGCGACCCACCACGCCAAUGACAACGUCCAGCACCAAAGCCACCACCUGGCCUACGUGGACAGAGAAGCCGAGUACCACGACCCAGCCGACAACCUGGACCACAUGGCCCAUGUGGACCUGGACCAGCCAGAAGCCCAGCAAAGUCCCGGAGAACGUAACGAAGCCUAAUGGGACUCAAAAACCGAGUACAGCACCUAGCACGGCUGCAUCGACUACUACACUGACUACGCGACCGACAGUUACCACAACGCGGGAACCAGUUGCCAUACCGGACACGAACUGCACCAACGGCGAGUACUACAGCGAUCCCGCGAACUGCGGAAAUUAUUACAGAUGUGUUCGCGGUGAGUUGAAACGCGAACAGUGCGCGCCGGGAUUACAUUGGGACGCAAAUAGACAACUGUGCGAUUGGCCAUCCGCGGCGAAAUGCCAGGCAGAAACUGGUUCGACCUCGACGACGAGCGGUCCUUCAUGGAGUUCAACGAAGAGGCCAUCCACUACAACCGCCGAAGUUACCAGGCCAACAUCAACGACGACGACGACGACGACGACGACGACGACGACGAUGGCGACCACAUCGAAACCUGCCGUUAUUAUGGGAUCGACGCAAAAACCGCAAAAACCAUGCGAACAUGGACAAUAUUAUCCCUAUCCAAAUUCGUGCACGAGCUUCCUCGUCUGCGUGAACGGCGACCUCGUUUCACAGCAGUGCGGUCCAGGUCUAAAUUGGAAUACCGAGAAGAACAUGUGCGAUUGGGCCUUCAAGAAUCCAUGCGCCGAGCAACCCCAUAAGAAUGCCCUACUCGUGGAAAAAGAUACCGUCCCAACUGCGUGCAUCCCCGGCAGCUACAGCAGCGUACCGAGCGACUGCACGAGCUACCAGGCGUGUCUUUGGGGCCGCCAGGAGGUGUUCAGCUGCGCACCGGGCUUGCACUUCAACAAGGAGACCCGAAUCUGCGACUGGCCGUCCCGGGCGAAGUGCACGGACAACGACGGCGAUAAGGAAAUUACCACGCAGUCGGCAACGACGACGGCAGCCUCUCGGCCAUCAAUCCCGCAGAAACCGACCACUCAACCAGCGUUUACCACGGUACCGACUACGUCGACCACGAGCGGACCUACGUCGACCUUGCCUCCGGCGAUUAUAGACCCCGACAAGGUGUCCCCGCUGUCCGGCUACUACAAGGUUGUGUGCUACUUCACCAAUUGGGCCUGGUAUCGUCGUGGGAUCGGCCGUUACUUGCCGGAACAUAUCGAUCACACUCUGUGCACGCAUAUCGUGUAUGGCUUCGCGGUGCUAGACUACUCCGAGCUGGUAAUUAGGGCGCACGACUCCUGGGCGGACUAUGACAAUCGUUUCUACGAGCGCGUGGUAGCGUAUAAAAAGCGAGGUCUUAAAGUGCUCCUCGCGCUGGGCGGAUGGAACGACUCGGCCGGCGACAAGUACAGUCGAUUGGUGAACAGUCCAUCCGCUAGGAAGAAGUUCAUCGAUCAUACCAUUCAGUUUAUCGAAAAAUAUGGUUUCGACGGGCUUGACUUGGACUGGGAGUAUCCUGUUUGCUGGCAGGUGAAUUGCAACAAGGGCCCGGAUUCGGAUAAAGAGAGCUUUGCAGCACUGUUGCGAGAAAUAAGCGCUGAAUUCAAGCCGAAAGGAUUGCUUCUCUCGGCGGCAGUCUCACCGAGCAAGAAGGUGAUUGACAAGGGCUACGACGUGCCGGCGUUGGCCAAGUAUUUGGAUUGGAUCGCCGUCAUGGCAUACGAUUACCACGGACAAUGGGACAAACGAACCGGCCAUGUUGCGCCUUUGUAUUAUCACCCGGACGAUGAGUUCUUCUACUUCAACGCUAAUUAUACGAUCAACUAUUGGAUCUCGAAGGGCGCGCCACCCAGGAGCAUCGUCAUGGGCAUGCCAUUGUACGGACAGUCCUUCGCAAUCAACGAUCCAAAAGCUGGGACUGGUCUGAAUUCUCCAGCCAGCGCCGGGAACGCCGGGGAGUUCACCCGAGCUGCCGGCUUUCUGUCUUACUACGAAAUCUGCGAUCGAGUACGCAAUCGUGGAUGGACGGUGGUGCAGGAUCCGGAGGGCAGAAUGGGCCCGUACGCCUACAAGGGUAGCCAAUGGGUCAGCUUUGACGACUCGGAGAUGAUCAAACGGAAGGCCCAGUUCAUUCGCGAUAUGGGUUUGGGCGGUGGUAUGGUGUGGGCUCUGGAUUUGGACGAUUUCCGUGGACGAUGUGACACCGGACCUCAUCCGCUGAUGCACACAAUCCAGCGAGUGCUGGCGGAACCGCCGAAAGAGCGCGACAGGCCUCUGAAGCCCACUGAAUGGAAACCACCACCGCCACCGAUGACGACGUUCACCGUCAAGCCCACGCAAGCGAUACAGCCAACUACGACAGUGGAUCGUGUCACACACGACAGAUCUGAUGAGUUUAAAGUCAUCUGCUACUUUACUAACUGGGCCUGGUAUCGGCAAGAGGGUGGCAGAUUCGUGCCGGAAGAUAUUGAUCCCGAUCUCUGCACCCACGUGCUUUAUGGAUUCUCUGUGCUCGAUGGUAGCAGCUUAACGAUCAAGUCCCACGAUCCCUGGGCUGAUAUAGAUAACAAGUUUUACGAAAGGGUGGCGGCGUUUAAGGCAAAGGGUCUGAAGGUGCUGAUGGCACUGGGGGGCUGGAACGACUCGGCCGGCGGUAAAUACAGCAGACUGGUGAACUCGCCGUCAGCCAGGCGAAGAUUCAUUACGCAAGUUCUUGUCUUCAUCGAGAAGUACGGUUUCGAGGGCCUCGAUCUCGAUUGGGAAUACCCCGUAUGUUGGCAAGUGGACUGCAACAAAGGCCCGGAGUCUGACAAGCAAAACUUCGGUGAGCUGGUGAAGGAACUGAGCGACGAGUUCAGGCCUCGAGGAUUGCUUCUCUCCGCGGCCGUCUCGCCGAGCAAGAGGGUGAUCGACGCGGGAUACGACGUUCCCAUCUUGUCUAAGUACCUGGACUGGAUAUCCGUGAUGACGUACGACUUUCAUGGUCAAUGGGAUAAAAAGACCGGCCACGUAGCACCAUUGUACUCUCUACCGAAUGACUGGGAACCGACAUUUAAUGCCAACUUUUCGAUCCAUUAUUGGAUAGAGAAAGGUGCAAAUCCGAAAAAAUUGGUCAUGGGCGCCCCAUUAUACGGCCAAUCAUUUUCACUUGCGGAGAGAAAUGUACAUGGAUUAAACGCACCAACCUAUGGCGGCGGUGAGGCUGGAGAGGCAACCAGAGCAAGAGGCUUCUUGUCGUAUUACGAGAUAUGCGAAAGAACGUUGAAGAAGGGAUGGACGGUUGUUCAAGAUAAAGAGAGAAGACUCGGCCCCUACGCCUACAAAGGUGAUCAGUGGGUGAGCUUCGACGACGCGCAACAAAUCAAACUGAAGGCGGAACUCAUCAAGAAACUUGGUCUCGGCGGUGGUAUGGUUUGGGCUUUAGACCUGGACGAUUUCAAGAACAGAUGCGGCUGCGAGCCGAGUCCGCUAUUGAGGACGAUGAAUCGAGUUUUGAGGAAUUAUCCGAAGGGCCCGCUGUGUCCUGUUACGGAAGGUACACAAACGAUUGUGACCGACGUCGGGGAAACCGACAUCGAAUCCACAACCGUCACCGAACGUCCAAUAUAUGAGUCUACCACAUCACCAAGACCAACAUAUAUUCCACCAGCAGCGACUCCGAUAACGGUGACGACUGAAUCGAAUCCAGAUAUCGACGACACCAUCGAGAUCGAAGCCAGCCCACCACCUCCGGCAGACUGCGGAGGGCAUUUAUUCAUACCGCACAAGAGCGACUGCACCAAGUAUUAUCUGUGCAACUUCGGCAAGAUCACGGAACAGUCCUGUCCACCUGGACUCUACUGGAACGACGACCGAUGCGACUGGCCGGAGAACACCAAGUGCAAUACUACACAACGUCAAAGCAGCCUAUCGCCGAGAUUUAGACUCGCCAAGAACGUAAAUGAAAAGAAGGUGGUUUGUUACUAUACGAAUUGGGCUUGGAGGCGGGCAAGUUUCGGCAGCUUCACGCCCGAGGACAUCGACGGGCAGCUUUGCACGCACAUCGUAUACGCCUUCGCUACGCUAGACGCGGAGACGUUUCUCCUGAACAUCGACGACUCCGCCGACGUCUACAGGAGUUUUCUCAACAAAGCGGCGGAAGUUAGAAGAAGAAACGGCGUUAAGGUGUUGCUCGGUCUAGGUGGAUGGAACGACUCGAAGGACGACAAGUACAGCAGACUAGCCGGCAGUUCGCGGCCGAUUAGAAAAAAAUUCGUCGGAUAUGUCAUAAGAAUCAUCGAGCAGUACGGUUUCGACGGUCUGGAUCUCGAUUGGGAGUUUCCGGUAUGCUGGCAGGGCGAUUGUAGCCGCGGUCCUCAGCAGGACAGCGAAAACUUCAUCGGAUUGCUCGAAGAUCUCAACGAGGCAUUUACAUCUAAAGGACUGCUAUUAUCCAUCGCGGUCUCGGCGAGCAAGAUCGUCGUCGACCGGGGCUACACCCGCAUCCCGCUCUUAGCGCGAUACGUGGAUUGGAUCGCCGUGGUGGCGUACGACUAUCACACCGGCUGGGGAAGCGAGACCGGCCAUGUCGCGCCGCUCUACCAUCACCCCGACGACAUCAGUCCGUUCCAGAACGCGAACUUCUCCGUUACCUACUGGAUCGACAAGGGCGUGCCAGCCGAGAUGAUUGUCCUGGGUAUACCCACCUACGGAUCGAGCUUCACCUUGUCCGAGAACCCGGACAAGAAUCAGAUCGGGCUUUCGCGGCCGGGUUUCCGCGCGAAGACCGCCGGGCCCGGAGAACCCGGCAAAUUCACGAGGUCGGCCGGUUUCCUAGCUUAUCACGAGAUCUGCGAUAAUGUGAAGAACGACGGCUGGUUCGUGACGAAGGACCCGAAGGGCCGCGUGGGUCCGUAUGCGUCGAAGCACGAUCAGUGGGUCAGCUACGACGACGUGUCCGAUGUGGCGAGAAAGGCUGAGUUCAUAAGGAAGCUGAAUCUCGGCGGCGGAAUGAUCUGGUCCAUGGACCUGGACGAUUUCAAGGGCAUGUGCGGAUGCGGAAAGUACCCGCUCUUGACAGCCUUGAAUCGCGGACUCCGAAGGGGCCAAGAUCACGCGACGGACUGCACUUGAGCCGCGGAAGCAAUAACGCAAGAG